Molecule: messenger RNA, 5283 nt
Organism: Scophthalmus maximus (turbot)
Lineage: Eukaryota; Metazoa; Chordata; Actinopteri; Pleuronectiformes; Scophthalmidae
Gene: tmem121ab
Product: transmembrane protein 121Ab
Exons: 2
Coding region: 3202-4146 (314 amino acids)
Source: RefSeq, a predicted model, not a curated record
GAGGCGUCUGUCAUGUGGGGGGGGGAGAAGAAAAAGAAGCCCCGUCGCCGCUGCUGAGGGCCAAGUUGGAAGGGAAGCACUUUUUGAGCUGCCGUCAACAUCCGACCCUUCACAAGGACUAUAAUGAGUCACACCCCUGCCCCAGCAGAACAUCCAUCCUUUGUCCCGUGCAGCAUGUUGGAUCUCGGCCGCGUUCGAUCGGCGCCCACGGCUAUUUCAAAAAGCACAGAGCGCUCCCGAGAAGGCCGACUGGGUCGGUGCCAGCCGCGUGCCGAAAUGAAGGCUCGGCGCUCAUCGCGAACACAGUGCGUGACGUGGCAAAGUGGAACGGAGCAUCGCAGGCCUUAAUGCGCCCACUAUGGAUGAUAAAAAUGAGCCUAGCCCCUGCUACAAAAACACAGCCCCACUUCAGUGUCGGAUCCUCUUUAGUAUUCUAACCCAGUGCUAGCUCAUGAGCAGCAGGCACAUUAUGCAGGGAUAACAAGAAAACAAGGGAAGGGGAAUCUGAGAGCAGCGUGUAACAUCAAAAACCCUGCGUAUUGUGCUUUGACUAAUUGAGGUGUGCGCCUUUGAAUUGCACACGCCACUGUAGGUACACGGGACUGCAGCUGCCAGAAAUAAUGGCGACGAAAUGCAAAGCAGACGUGUUUGGAAUUCCAAUGCGCCGCCGCGGUGAUCCGUUAGAUACAGUAGAUAUGUACACCGGGAUAAUGCAUCACAGACAUGGGCUGGGCCCCGCGAGGGCCGCUGAGCUAGGGGCUUUUUAAUUCGGCGAGGAAGAAAAAUGCCAGACACAUUCGUCAGCGGGCGACUGCGGGAAUCGGGGCGAAACAGGCAGCCAGGUCGGUUAUUGGCCCCGGCGUGCAAAGGAGACUCCUCUUGUAGCACGUAUCCGGGGAUUUUGGAGGAUACGGUCCCCCCCCCCGCCGCGCCACAAUCAGUCGAGGAUGUAACACAGCCGACUGUAACACAGAGGACGCCGCGGAACACCAUGCUGAGAUGACGGAGAUGGCCUGCGGCCGAGAGGACGCGCGGGUCUCGUUCCAGCCCUUGACGAAGACCACCUGACAUAAAUAUCGGGACAAAAACGGUCCGCUCUGGAGCGUAACCGGCAUUGACGCAAAACAUCUGAUCGUCCUCUGGGAGUGUGUGGGCGGCGGAGGCGCAUGUGGGAGGAAAGCCGAGUUGGAGAGUUCGAUGUAAUACAACGCAUUGCUCCGGCAAAGCAUAAACACCUCGGCCUUCUCUGAAGCCCCGCAGGUAACAAUCACACAGUCGACAACAACAAGCGCUCGCUCCGACCCCACUUUGCGUCGGAAACACGUCGGCGUUGGACGGAAAGACAUCUUCCUGGAGCUUGACAGACCUCACUUUGCUCGGACUGCGAGCUCGUGGGACAAGCAUCGAUGAAGGGAGAGCGCAGAUAAUCAGAUUAAAUCCGUCCUUGAGAAGGAAACCAGCACCACGAGGCAGCCGUGCUUAAAAAAAACCCAUGUGCGUUUGAUUUGAUUUUUUGGAUUUUUUUUUUCCACACACGGCAGGAAGUGAAAGGACGCCGUGCCAAACAAAUCCCGUUCCUCCGGUUGUACACUGACCAGGCCGUCUCCGCUGUGUCGUUUGGAACAGAAAAAGAAGCAUCGCUGCCACCUCCUUUGUUCCCCGUUGUGAUCCAUACGGAGGCCUGCAGCCAGUUCCGGGAGGGCCAAGUGUUAAUACAACUGCCCGACAAGGAAACCGGCUAUUCAGAGAGAUAAUGGACCUGGACCUCGGUCGCAACAAUAGCCCUCCCUCUGUGUGAAGAAAUGCUGCCCGCUGCCACUUCACAGGCCUCCACGUCGCCUAUUUAUAGCGCACCAUAAUUAAUGCGCUGUAAUUGAAGCAUAUGUAAGUGCAGCCGGAACCUACAGGGCUCUUACAGGAGAACUGUCGGGGCGGAGAUGUGAAAUGACUGUCAUCACAGCUGUCAAAUCACACGUCAACAGGCAUUUUCUUUCCGUCCCCCCCCCCCCCCCGUCCCCCCGACUCUGUCCCAUUCUCUCGAGCCUCGAGGGCCAUACGUUAUAAGUGACGAACAGGAUAUGCAAAACAGAGCCGCGCUCUUCCGUCAUUUCACACGGACAAAGGCCCUUUUCUACAGCGGGGAUUAAUAAUCAUUUAUGACUGUCAACGUUCGUCAGCUCCCAUGCACCACCUAAUCAUGCCUCUGACAUCUUGGCAUCCACUGUUUCACUGCACGAGCCGUAACUCCUGGAGGCCCCAAUUUAGCGCUCGCGGAUCAUCACGCCGGCUGUAAUCCGUUUAUUACGGAAACAAUCUCAAAGUCCUUUUUGGCUGUGGAGAGGCUGGCACGUGGCAGGACGAGGGACAAAGGAUGGAUCUACAGCCCGGCGCGAGAGCCUCCCCCCGGGGACGCCGUGGUCGGACGCACGGCCUCAUGGGCCGUUGACCUGCUGUCUCCGUGAUUUAUGGCGGCUGGGGGCCCCCGGCCACUGCAGACUCCGCUCCUCGCCCGCCCUCGUUUGCCUUCGCGCCGCACGCCGCAGGAUCGCAAGGAGCCACACACACUGCACCAACCUCUUCGCCUGCGGGAGCGUCCAAAGGGGAAUCCCUCGCACAUGCUGAGCGGCGGCACGGGCGCACGCACGGAUACACUGGCAAGGCGCGCUGUUGCGUCCUGCGCUGUCCCGCACAAAAAGCAGCAGCUCCAUAAACAUUUCCCCACGAUAUCCCGCGAUCUCGUCACACGUCCAUUAGCCCAAAGCCCACUCUGACAGUAUUCUCCAUUUGACUGCGCGCGGAUUACUAUCAGUCAUGGCGUGUCAGCUGUAGAGCCCUCGGGCGUAGCUGCUGCUGCUCAGGGGCAGGGACUGGAUCAAUGGAAGUGCGCUGAGUAACGGGGGUGAUGUUCCUGUUUUCCCAUGGCAUCUCCCUGCUGACUCCACACACUGCUCUGCUGUGAAGCUGCGAUAACCGUCCUCCUUAGUGGACUAUUAGUUGCAGUGACUUUUUAAUAUUAAUUCGAUAUCACGCACACCGUCGCCUGACAUUUGCACCUGUGCACACCAGUGCAGUCAGACCACCUUUGAUACCCUAAGUUCUUCAGCGGUAAAGGUUGGGAGGGGGACACAUCGCUGCGUUUCGCUCCAAUUUAUCCUUUUGAAAGCCGCGGACGGGGAGUGACAGCCGGCCGGUGACCUCGCCAUGGUGUUGCCACCCCCAGACAAACGCCACGUGUGCCUGACCACCAUCGUCAUCAUGACUAGCAUGGCCUUCAUGGACGCCUACCUGGUGGAGCAGAACCAGGGUCCCAGGAAGAUCGGCGUGUGCAUCAUAGUGCUGGUAGGGGACGUGUGCUUCCUCAUAGUGCUGCGGUACGUGGCGGUGUGGGUCGGCGCCGAGGUGCGCACCGCCCGGCGGGGAUACGCCAUGAUCCUGUGGUUCCUGUACAUCUUUGUUCUGGAGAUCAAACUCUACUUUGUCUUCCAGAAUUGCAAAGCCGACAGGAAGAGUCUGGAGACGGUGGCGCGGAAGGCGUUGACGCUGUUGUUAUCCGUGUGUGUACCAGGUUUAUACCUGGUGCUGGUGGCUCUGGAUAGUAUGGAAUACGUGAGAACUUUUAGAAAGAAGGAGGACAUGAGGAGUCGUCUCUUCUGGGUGGCGCUGGACCUGCUGGACCUGCUCGACAUCCAAGCUAACCUGUGGGAGCCCCAGCGGACAGGCCUGCCCAUCUGGGCCGAGGGCCUGAUGUUCUUCUACUGCUACAUCCUGCUGCUCAUCCUGCCCUGCGUGUCGCUCAGUGAAAUCAGCAUGCAGGGGGAGCACAUGUCGCCGCAGAAGAUGAUGCUGUACCCGGUCCUGAGCCUGGUCACCAUCAACGUGGUCACCAUCCUCAUACGUGGCGUGAACAUGGUGUUGUUCCAGGACAGCCGCGUGUCCACCAUCUUCGUGGGCAAGAACGUGGUGGCCAUCGCCACCAAGGCGUCCACCUUCCUCGAGUACCGCCGGCAGGUGAAGGAGUUCCCCCACCCGCAGAACGCCAUGGCGCUCGAGCUGCAGCAGAACUCUGUCGGCCACACGCAGCCGCUGCCCAACGCCACCACUUUGCCCCACGAACCUUCGCCAGCGCAGGACGUCACCGACACAUGACCGCCAGGGCCUGGACACGGCACCGUCGGAGACGGAAGAGCUCCGAGAGCGGAGGCAUGGAUAGAUAGAGACAUCAGCUGCAUGACAGGACGAUAUUCUGCUCUUGUCAAGCCCCCACGAACUGCUGUGGAAACAUAAAAAGAGAUUUUCAGCAUCACCUGCCGCGUCGGAACGUACCGUCGGCCUACACUCGACUCUUGAGUGCCGCGCGCAGACUUUCAAAUCCAAAAAGGUUCAAAGGUUUUUAUCACGCUGUCGUGUUUUUAAUUGUUUUCAAAUGUUGAAGAAAAAGGUUCGGACUGUACCAAGAGACAGUCUCCACAGUGCGUAGCCCCGGCGGCACCAUGCUGGUUCCCCCCUCGGUGAGUAUCUUGUUUUUUUUGUGUUUUUAAAGGUCGCUCUUUUUUCGACGGUGCUUCUUGUGGCAUUUCCUCUGAAUUCCAGCACCGAAAGGACAAACCACUCGGCGUGAAGCGCCGACGGAGAGGAGGAGCAGAGGGCGACAAGGGUCAGUCAAGAGGCGCCGCCGUCUGAGCGAGGUCGGCGGCAGGCCCAUGCUUUCCCCCCGCCCCCCUUUUCUGUGUUCCGUUCUGCAGAGAGAGCAGCUCUGUGGAAGCUGCUGCCUCGGCCAGUGUGAUGCUUUAUGACCAAAGGUCUGAUUAAAGCACCGGAGCUCAGCACUCUAGCAUCCACCGCGAGCAUUCAAGCGUGUGUGUGUGAUACGUGCACGCACACGCUAGUCGACAGAGCAGGUAUGCCUGGAAGCGUGCGUGUUUGCCAAGGGGGGUUUAUGAUGUUAUUUCAAAUUGCCUUUGGCAGAUGCGCGAGUGCUCGACGUGCGCGAUGACUCGCAAACGAGACGAAAUGAUGUUGAGGUGUCGGAAGAGGAAAAAACAAAAGAACACAAGGUGAUUCGGGAGGGGGGGAAGAUCAUUUUUGAUUCCUUGUACUAUACAUUCCUCCUGAAGUCAGAGGAUGCAGAGGCCAGUGAAAGAAUUGACAAAAAGAAAAAAAAGAGGAAUACAAUAGACACAACAGAAAAUACUUCUCUUUUUUCCUGAUGUUAUUCAGUUAUUAUUAUCAUCAUUGUUAUCAUUAUGUACAUUCUUUACUUGUUGGAAGUCAAUGAUGUUUUAA